This is a messenger RNA of Diospyros lotus (date-plum), 14855 nucleotides long. RefSeq lists its product as uncharacterized. NCBI's taxonomy places the organism in Eukaryota, Viridiplantae, Streptophyta, Magnoliopsida, Ericales, Ebenaceae. The record is from RefSeq and is a predicted model, not a curated record. Gene Ontology annotation, molecular function: Hsp70 protein binding.
UUUUCCUUUCGCGCAAGCAAAGCCAACGACAGGAAAUCGAAAUCGGAACCCUAACCAGAAGAAGAAAACCAUCAGAAACAGGGGAGACGUGUUUGAUAUUGGCUGUAUUCCCCGGCGCCGACUUCUCUCUGAUUAAUUAAUCCUAAAAUGCGGUGAACUUCUCUCCGCUACAAUCGAUCGUUCUUUUUGAUUUUUGUCGGAGAAAUGGAGUCUCCGUCGGUGGCGGACCCGCUCGUCCUCGAAGAUUUCGGCCAGAAGGUCGAUCUGACCCGGCGGAUCAGGGAGGUGCUGCUCAAUUACCCCGAGGGGACGACGGUGUUGAAGGAGCUCAUACAGAACGCUGACGACGCCGGCGCUACCAGGGUCCGCUUGUGCUUGGACCGGAGAGUGCAUCCCUCUGCGUCGCUCUUGUCGGACAAGUUGGCUCAGUGGCAGGGACCGGCUCUGUUGGCUUACAACGACGCACAGUUCACAGAGGAGGAUUUCGUCAGUAUUUCGAGGAUUGGAGGGAGCAAUAAGCACGGCCAAGCUUGGAAAACUGGUCGUUUUGGGGUUGGCUUCAACUCGGUGUACCAUAUAACUGAUUUACCCUCUUUUGUAAGUGGUAAAUAUGUGGUUCUGUUUGAUCCUCAGGGUGUUUAUCUUCCUAAUGUCUCGAUGGCAAAUCCUGGAAAGCGGAUAGAUUUUGUCACUUCUUCGGCUAUCUCAUUUUACGAAGACCAGUUUCUGCCAUACUGUGCUUUUGGCUGCAACAUGAAAGUUCCUUUCCCUGGAACUUUAUUCCGCUUCCCAUUGAGGAAUGAAGAUCAGGCAGCUAGUAGUAAGCUCUCCAAGCAAGUUUACUUGGAAGAAGACAUUUCUUCCAUGUUUGUUCAGCUUUAUGAGGAAGGAGUUUUUACACUACUUUUUCUUAAAAAUGUACUCUCUGUUGAAAUGUACAUAUGGGAUGUUGGGGUCCCUGCUCCAAGGAAGAUCUAUUCAUGCUCCAUUAACUCAGUAAAUGAUGACACUGUUUGGCAUCGGCAAACACUACUGAGAUUAUCGAAGUCCAUAAAUUUUUCUGAUCCUGUGAUUGAUGCCUUUACUUUGGACUUUUUGAGUGAGGCAGUAAUUGAUUCCCAUUCUCAGAAGAGGGUAGAUACUUUCUAUAUAGUGCAAAAAAUGGCUUCUCCAACCAGUAGAAUUGGUGCCUUGGCCGCUACUGCAUCCAAAGAUUAUGAUAUUCACCUGUUACCUUGGGCAUCAGUUGCAGCGUGCAUUUCUGACAAUUCAUCUCAUGAUGAAAUCCUUAAGCUUGGACGGGCAUUUUGUUUCCUUCCUUUGCCUGUACAAACUGGAAUGACUGUGCAUGUUAAUGGAUACUUUGAGGUUUCAUCAAAUCGUCGUGGCAUUUGGUAUGGUGAUGAUAUGGACAGAAGUGGAAAAAUUCGUUCUCUCUGGAACAGGUUUCUUUUAGAAGAUGUUGUGGCCCCUACUUUUGCACAAUUGUUGCUUGGUGUGCAAAGAUUGCUGGGCCCAACAAAAUUCUAUUAUUCUUUGUGUCCCAGUGGCUCCUUUGAAGAACCAUGGAGUGUUUUAGUUGAGCAUAUUUACCGGAACAUUAGUGAUGUUCCUGUCUUGUAUUCAGACCUUGAAGGGGGACAAUGGGUUUCACCAAUGGAAGCUUUUCUUCAUGAUGAGGAGUUCUCAAAUAGCAAGCAACUUGGGGAGGCUCUCGUGGAGCUGGGAAUGCCUGUUGUUCAUGUGCCUAAGGUUUUAUUUGACAUGCUUCUGAAAUCUUCUAGUGGUUUUCAGCAGAAAGUGGUUACUUCUGAUUCAGUGAGACAUUAUCUUAGGGAAUGCAGAAGUCUAAUUUCUCUGAGCAGAUCAUACAAGCUGGUAUUGUUGGAAUAUUGUCUUGAAGACCUGCUUGAUGCUGAUGUUAGUACACAUGCAUUUAACCUGCCUUUGGUCCCUUUGGCAAAUGGCAACUUUGGGUUGUUUUCUGAAGGCUCCACAGGACUUUGUUAUUUUAUCUGCAAUGAGUCGGAAUACAAGCUUCUUCAACGGGUCUCAGAUAGGAUAAUUGAUCACAACAUUCCUUGCAACCUGUUUGGCCGGCUAUCAGCCGUUGCGAAGGCCUCAAAUUCGAAUCUUAUUGUUUUCAAUGUUAAUUACUUCCUCCAAAUUUUCUCUAAAUUUGUACCUGCAGACUGGAAAUAUAAAAGCAAGGUAGUUUGGGAUCCGAUGUCUAAUUCAAAUCAUCCAACUUCACCAUGGUUUAUGCUUUUAUGGCAAUAUCUUAGAGAUAGGUGUGAAAAGUUGUCUUUAUUUGGUGAUUGGCCUAUCAUACCGAGCCUUUCUGGGCAUCUACAUAGACCUUCAUUACAAUCAAAGCUGUUGAAUGUUGAAAGGUUGUCUGAAAAGAUGAAAGAUGUUCUUAUUAAAAUGGGAUGCAGCAUUCUAGACAACAGUUAUGGUGUUGAGCAUCCAGAGUUGUCUUAUUAUGUGAAUGAUGCCGAUGCUGCUGGUGUUUUGGUAUCAAUUUUUGAUGUUGUCUCUUCAGGUAAUAGCAUCUCACAAAUGUUCCAUUAUGUUAAAAUGGAAGAAAGGGAUGAGCUACGCCACUUUCUUCUAGAUCCAAAAUGGUAUAUUGGAAAUCAUAUGACUAAUUCUGACAUAUGGAGUUGCAAGAAGCUGCCUAUUUUUAGAGUCUAUGGUGGUCAGUCUGCUCAAACUAUACAAUAUUCAGAUUUGGAAAACCCUCCUAAAUACUUACCUCCAUCAGAUGUUCCCAAGUCCUUCCUUGAUGUGGAAUUUGUUUGCAGUUCGUCAAAUAGUGAAGAAGAGGUUUUAAAUAAAUAUUAUGGAAUUAAGCAAAUGAGGAAGGCGAGUUUCUAUAAGCAGCAUGUGCUACACAGAGUUGGGACUUUGCAACCUGAGGUUCGUGAUGGUGUCAUGCUAUCAGUUCUACAGGAGUUACCUCAGUUAUGCAUUGAGGAUGCAUCUUUGAGGGAGUAUUUGAGAACUCUGGAUUUUGUGCCAACAUCUAGUGGUUUGUUGAAAUCACCUCCUAAUUUAUAUGAUCCUCGUAUUGAAGAAUUAUAUGCUCUAUUAGAAGAUUCUGAUAGUUUCCCUAGCGGUAUUUUUCAAGAGCCAGGCAUUUUGGACAUGCUACAAGGUUUGGGACUUAGGAUGACCGUGUCUCUUGAAACAGUCAUACACAGUGCUCGACAGGUAGAGCAGUUAAUGCACGAGGAUCAACAAAGGGCAUAUUCAAGAGGCAAAGUUCUUCUUUCCUAUCUAGAAGUAAAUGCAUUGAAGUGGCUACCUAAUCCACCAAAUGCUGAUAAAGGAACAAUGAAUAGAGUGCUAUCACGAGCAACAACUGCACUCAGACCUCGCAACUUGAAAUCUGAUACAGAGAGAUUCUGGAAUGAUCUUAGGAUGAUUUCCUGGUGCCCUGUGCUUAUUUCUCCCCCUUAUCAAGCAUUGCCAUGGCCUGCCGUGUCAUCUAUGGUUGCUCCUCCAAAGCUUGUAAGAUUGUAUACAGAUUUGUGGCUUGUUUCAGCAAGUAUGAGGAUACUUGAUGGAGAAUGCUCUUCCACAGCUUUGUCACAGCAGCUUGGGUGGUCAUCUCCUCCUGGAGGCAGUGUAAUUGCUGCACAACUGCUUGAGCUUGGAAAAAAUAAUGAAAUUGUAACAGAUCAGGUGUUUCGGCAGGAGCUGGCCCUAGCAAUGCCAAGGAUAUACACCAUCUUGAUGGGCAUUGUUGGUUCAGAUGAGAUGGAUGUCGUUAAAGCUGUUCUAGAAGGAUGCCGAUGGAUUUGGGUAGGAGAUGGAUUUGUGACCUCUGAUGAGGUUGUCCUUAAUGGUCCUCUUCAUUUGGCUCCAUAUAUACGUGUUAUACCUGUUGAUUUAGCAGCUUUUAGGGAUUUAUUUUUGGGGCUUGGCAUCCGAGAAUUCUUGAAACCCAGUGAUUAUGCCCAUAUACUGUCCAGAAUGGCUAUGAGAAAAGAUUCCACUCCCCUUGAUGCACAGGAAAAUAGGGCCGCCUUGUUGAUUGCUCAACACCUGGCUGAAGUUCAGUUUGACGAACAGCAAAUUAAGAUUUACCUACCGGAUGUCUCGGGCAGACUGAUCUUAGCUACUGAUUUAGUUUAUAAUGAUGCUCCCUGGUUGCUUGCAUCAGAAGAGCCUGAUAGGUCAUUUGGAAAUGGAACUGCUGUGGCUUUAAGUGCAAGGAGAGCUGUUCAAAAGUUUGUGCAUGGAAAUAUAUCUAGUGAUGUAGCAGAGAAGCUUGGUGUCCGUUCGCUUCGGAGGAUGUUGCUUGCUGAGAGUGCUGAUUCAAUGAAUUUAAGUUUGUCAGGUGCAGCUGAAGCAUUUGGACAGCAUGAAGCCUUGACAACUAGACUUAAACAUAUACUUGAAAUGUAUGCAGAUGGACCUGGGAUUCUCUUUGAACUUGUGCAGAAUGCAGAGGAUGCUAGGGCUUCUGAAGUAAUUUUUCUUUUGGAUAAAACUCAGUAUGGGACCUCAUCAGUUCUCUCUCCUGAAAUGGCAGAUUGGCAGGGUCCUGCUUUAUACUGUUUUAAUGACUCUGUUUUCAGCCCCCAAGAUUUAUAUGCGAUCUCGCGUAUAGGUCAAGAGAGUAAACUAGAAAAGCCUUUUGCAAUUGGAAGGUUUGGGCUAGGAUUUAAUAGUGUUUAUCACUUCACAGAUGUCCCAACAUUUGUCUCUGGGGAAAACAUUGUCAUGUUUGAUCCUCAUGCUUGUUACUUGCCUGGAAUCUCUCCAUCUCACCCAGGCCUCCGAAUAAAAUUUGUAGGGAGAGAGAUCUUGGAACAGUUUCCCGAUCAGUUUUCUCCUUUCCUGCACUUUGGUUGUGACUUGCAGCAUCCAUUUUCUGGCACCCUCUUUCGUUUUCCCCUCAGAAGUGGCAGUGUUGCUUCCCGGAGCCAAAUAAAGAAAGAAAGUUAUGCACCUGAAGAUGUCAUCUCACUCUUUUCUUCAUUUUCUGAGGUUGUUUCUGAGACACUCCUAUUUCUACGGAAUGUGAAAACUAUCUCUCUUUUUGUCAAGGAAGGAGCUAGCAGCGAAAUGCAACUUUUACAUCGAGUGUCUAAGUACUCUGUUAAUGAUCCUGAUGCUGAAGCCAGUAAGCUUCACAAUUCGUUUAGCCUUAUGUAUGGGAAUCAACAAGACGGAGUGGAUAAGGACCAGUUGCUUAACAAUGUGAGCCAAUCUGGGAACACAGUUUUAUCAUGGAAAUGUCAAAAGAUUGUGGUGAGAGAGCAAAACCCAUCUGGUUCAAGGUCACACCUGUGGGUAACCAGUGAAUGUCUAGGAAGUGACCGUUCUAUGAGUAAAUCUGCAAACACUGACAAGAAAUCUAAUAAAUUUACUCCUUGGGCUUCUGUUGCUUCAUAUGUACACUCUAUGAAGAUUGAUCCAGAAUCUAGUGGUGUUCCCAUUUCUGAGGAACCUUAUAUUAUUACUCCUGACAUAAUUCAAGUUCCCUUCACUUCUGUUCAAGAUAGGAAAACUUUUGAAGGUCGUGCCUUCUGCUUUCUACCACUUCCUAUAAGCACUGGUCUUCCUGUGCAUGUUAAUGCAUAUUUUGAGUUGUCAUCAAAUCGGAGGGAUAUUUGGUUCGGCAAUGACAUGGCAGGAGGAGGGAAGAAACGCUCAGACUGGAACAUUUACCUUCUUGAAGAUGUGGUUGCCCCAGCCUAUGGUCACUUGCUUGAGAAAGUUGCAUUUGAAAUUGGUCCAUGUGAUUUGUUCUUUUCAUUUUGGCCAACCAUGAUAGGAUUAGAACCUUGGGCAUCAAUGGUGCGGAAACUCUACCUUUUUAUUGCUGAUUUUGGACUCCGGGUAUUAUAUACAAAAGCUAGAGGGGGACAGUGGAUUUCAACCAAACAGGCUAUUUUUCCUGAUUUUACUUUUCACAAGGUUAAUGAACUUGUUGUGGCAUUAUCAGAAGCUGGUUUACCUAUAGUGACUGUUUCUAAGCCAGUAGUUGAGAAAUUUAUGGAGUUCUGUCCUUUUCUGCAUUUCCUUACACCUCAGUUACUAAGGCCUCUGCUGAUUCGGAGGAAGCGUGAAUUCAUGGACAGGGAUUCAAUGAUCUUGACCCUUGAGUAUUGCUUACAUGAUAUUACAGUUGCUAGUCAGCGUGAUAGUUUGUGUGGUUUACCUUUGCUACCUCUUUCUAAUGGUUUAUUCACGACCUUUGAGAAAAGGGGAGUGGGUGAAAGAAUAUAUAUUGCAUGUGGAGAUGAGUAUGGUCUUCUUAAAGAUUCAGUCCCUCAUCAGCUUGUAGAUGCUGGGAUACCUGAUACUCUUCAGGAGAAGUUAUGUGAUCUAGCUCGAAGUGAGGAUUUCAAUAUGUCUUUUCUGACAUGCCAUUUACUUGAAAAGCUCUUUUUGAGGCUUCUUCCACCAGAAUGGAAGCAUGCUAAGCAAGUAACUUGGGCCCCUGGUCUUCAAGGCCAGCCUAGUUUGGAAUGGAUGAGGCUAUUAUGGAGUUACCUGAAGUCGUCUUGUGAUGACCUUUCAAUAUUUUCUAAAUGGCCUAUUUUACCAGUUGGAAACAAUUAUCUUCUGCAACUUGUUGAGAAUUCAAAUUUGAUUGAAGAUGAUGGGUGGAGUGAGAACAUGUCUUCUCUUUUGGUCAGAGUAGGUUGUGCAAUCUUGAGGAGUGACUUUGUAAUAGAUCAUGCCCAAUUGAAAUUAUAUGUGCAGCCCCCCACAUUAAGUGGUGUAUUAAAUGCCCUUGUGGCAGUUGCAGGUACGCCAGAGAAAAUUGAGGGGCUCUUCAAAGAAGCAUCGGAGGGUGAACUGCAUGAACUUAGAAGUUUUAUUCUCCAGUCCAAGUGGUUCAAUGAAGACUCUAUGGAUAGCAUGCACAUUGAUAUCAUCAAACAUCUUCCUGUGUUUGAGACCUUCAGGAAUAGAAAAUUAGUUUGUCUGAGUAAGCCUACUAAAUUGCUCAAACCAGCUGGUAUACGUGAGGAUCUUUUGGAUGAUAACUUUGUGCGAGCUGAAUCAGACAAAGAAAGAAUCAUUUUAAGAAAUUAUUUAGGAAUAAGUGAACCUCCAAGGGCAGAUUUCUACAAAGAUUAUGUACUCAAUCGAAUGCCUGAAUUUGUAUCUCACCAGGAAUCUCUUUUGACCAUUUUACGGGAUGUUAAGCUUUUGAUCAAAGAGGAUAGCUCUAUCAAUGCAGCACUUUCGGCUACAGCUUUUGUGUUAGCGAACAAUGGAUCUUGGAAGGAGCCAUCCAGGCUGUAUGAUCCUCGCAUUCCUGAGCUACAGAAGGUGCUGCACAGGGAAGUUUUCUUUCCCGCUGAACAAUUUUCUGAUCCAGAAACUCUGGAGACUCUAGUUAACCUUGGACUUAGACAAAAUUUGGAUUUUAGGGGUUUGCUUGAUUGUGCUAGGUCAGUUUCUAUUCUAAAUGAGUUGAAUGACUCUGAAGCAGUCCAUUAUGGUCGGAGGCUACUUGUUUUUUUCGAUGCAAUAGCAUUCCACCUCUCAGCUCAGGAAGACCAGGGCAACCAUGACGUGCUUGGAACUGUCCUGGGAUGUCAAAAUAGCAAUGUCGAUGGUGAAGCAGAGAUGUAUGUUCCGGAGAUAUCUGAGAACUGCUUUCAAGAUGAGCUGGAUAUUGACUCAUUUAUAGGCAACUUAAUGGGUGAUAAGCCAGGAGAAGAAUUUUGGUCAGAACUGAAAGCCAUUGCCUGGUGUCCUGUUUAUACCAGUCCACCUUUACAAGGACUUCCUUGGUUAGUAUCAGAACGUCUGGUGGCAGCUCCAGUAAAUGUGAGACCUAAAUCACAGAUGUGGAUGGUUUCAUCUAAAAUGAAUAUAGUGGAUGGUGAAUGCCGCUCAACAUACCUACAGCAUAAACUUGGUUGGUUGGAUCUCCCAAGUAUAGAUGUUUUGUCCACACAAUUGAUUGGUCUGUCCAUGUCCUAUACCCAGCUGAAGUCAUGUUCUAUGGUGGAACCUGGUUUUGAUUCUGCACUUCAGAAGGAACUUCCAUUACUUUAUUUGAAAUUGAAAGAAUAUGUUGGUGUGGAUGAUUUUAUGAUUCUAAAAUCUGCUUUGAAUGGUGUUUCUUGGGUUUGGGUUGGAGAUGAUUUUGUGUCCCCAAAUGCACUUGCAUUUGAUUCCCCCGUGAAAUUUAGUCCUUAUUUGUAUGUGGUACCAUCCGAAUUAUCAGAGUUCAGAGAUUUGCUUUUGGCUUUGGGUGUUAGACCCAGUUUUGAUGCUCUUGACUAUCUCCGUGUGCUACGGCAGUUACAGGUGGAUGUGAAAGGCUCUGGACUUACAUCUGAUCAAUUGAAUUUUGUCACCUGUGUCCUAGAAGCUGUUGCUGACUGCUACUCUAAUGAGCCUUCUUUUGAGGUUUCUGAUACUCCACUACUGAUUCCAGAUUCUUUUGGCAUCCUAAGGUCUGUGGUAGACCUUGUGUACAAUGAUGCACCAUGGAUGGAGAACACUGUUGUUGGGAAACAUUUUGUACAUCCAAGUAUCAAUAAUGAUCUGGCUAUUAGGUUGGGAGUUCAAUCACUUCGUUGCCUCUCUCUGGUUAGCGAAGAAAUGACUAAGGAUUUGCCAUGCAUGGACUAUGCUAGAGUAUCUGAGCUUCUGGAAUUGCAUGGGAACAGGGGGUUUUUGUUGUUUGAUCUUCUAGAGUUGGCAGAUUGCUGUAAAGCGAAGAAGUUUCACCUAAUCUUUGACAAGAGGGAACAUCCAAGGCAAUCUUUGUUGCAGCACAAUCUAGGUGAGUAUCAAGGGCCUGCCCUCUUAGCUGUCCUGGAAGGGGUAAGCUUGAGCAGGGAGGAAUUAAGUAACCUUCAGUUUCUUCCUCCAUGGAGGUUGCGUGGUGAUACUCUCAACUAUGGCUUGGGACUGCUUAGCUGCUUCUAUGUCUGUGAUCUCCCAUCAGUUUUAUCUGGUGGCCACCUCUACAUGUUUGAUCCUCGUGGUUUGGCCUUUGCUGUGCCCUCAUGUAGUGGUCCUGCAGCCAAAAUGUUUUCCUUGAUAGGUACUAAUUUGACUGAGCAAUUUCGCGAUCAAUUUAAUCCUUUAUUGGUUGGACAAGGUAUGCCAUGGUCAUCAUCAGAGUCUACUGUUAUCCGCAUGCCUCUUUCUUCUGAGUUAAUGAAAGAUGGACUUGAGUGUGGAUUGAAGAGGAUACAACAGAUAUUUGAGAAAUUCAUGGAGCAAGGUUCUAGAAUACUUUUAUUCUUAAAGUCAGUUUUGCAGGUGACACUAUCGACAUGGGAGGAAGAAAGCCCACAGCUUCGCCAUGAUUACACACUUUAUGUUGAUUCAUCUCAUGCAAUUUUGAGAAAUCCAUUUUCAGAAAAGAAAUGGAGAAAAUUUCAAAUAUCUAGAUUAUUUAGUGGCUCAAAUGCUGCAACCAAGUUGCAUAUAAUUGAUGUGAACUUGUGGCAAGGGGGAACUAGAGUCGUUGAUCAAUGGCUUGUUGCACUUAGCCUCGGUUCUGGGCAAACUAGGAAUAUGGCCCUUGAUAGACGGUAUCUGGCAUACAACCUUACACCCGUUGCUGGAGUUGCAGCGCAUAUAUGCAGAAAUGCCCAACCUACUGAGGCUUGUUGGUCAAGCUCCCUUUUGUGCCCUCUUCCUUUAAGUGGUGGUAUAAACAUACCUGUCACAAUUCUUGGCUGCUUCCUUGUUCGUCACAACCGAGGCCGUUACCUCUUCAAAUACCAAAAUAUUGAAGCGUUGGCUGAGGCACAGCUUGAUGCAGGAAAUCAUUUGAUAGAAGCUUGGAACAGAGAGCUGAUGUCUUGUGUCCGUGACUCCUAUAUUGAAAUGGUGUUGGAAAUGCAGAAGUUAAGAAGAGAACCAUUGAAUUCUACUCUGGAGUUCAGUUUGGGUCAUGCAGUUGGUGUGGCUUUAAAUGCCUAUAUUGAUCAAUAUUCUUUUUGGCCCAGGUCUAAUGGUCACAUGCAGAUUAAUCAAUCAGGUGAUGAUGGUAAGUUAUUUCCAAGUAACAAGCUUAUGGCAGAUUGGGAAUGUGUUAUUGAACAAGUAAUCAGGCCUUUCUAUGCUCGUCUUGUUGAUCUCCCAGUGUGGCAACUGUACUCUGGAAAUCUUGUGAGGGCUGAAGAGGGUAUGUUUCUUUCACAACCCCGAAGUGAUGUGCGUGGGAAUGUGCUACCAGCCACAGUUUGUGGCUUUGUGAAGGAACAUUAUCCAGUGUUUUCAGUGCCAUGGCAAUUAGUGACUGAAAUCCAGGCUGUUGGAGUUGUGGUUCGAGAAAUCAAACCUAAGAUGGUGCGGGACCUUCUUAAGGUUUCUUCAACAUCUAUUAUUCUUCGAUCUAUUGAUACUUUUCUAGAUGUGCUUGAAUAUUGCUUGUCUGAUCUUCAAUUAGACGAUGAAUCUAGUUCAGUGCAACCUGAUGCAUUGUCAGACAAUUUUAGCUCUGAUUUUAUGUAUAACUUUGGCAAAGAAGAGGGAAGCAGUUCUGGUUCUGUAUCAAUUCGAGAAUUGCAGAAACUGCAUGGGAUGUCUACCCAAAGUUCUGCCAGUUCAAAAGGAGAUGCACUUGAGAUGAUGACAAGUUUGGGCAAGGCUUUAUUUGAUUUUGGCCGUGUAGUUGUUGAAGAUAUUGGUAGGGCAGGUGGUCCCUUGGUUCUGAGGAACAAUGUUGCAGGUACCAGCAUUGACAGUGUGAGGAGGAGUGGGGACCAGAAACUUCUACUCAUCGCUGCUGAGCUCAAAGGGUUACCAUGUCCAACUGCAGCAAAUCAUCUAAUAAAGUUGGGAUUUACCGAAGUUUGGGUUGGAAACAAGGAUCAACAAGCACUGUUGUCUUCAGUAGCAGCAAAAUUUAUCCAUCUGAAAGUACUCGACAGAUCAAUCUUGGCUGAUAUUUUAUCUAACCGCAGUCUUCAAGGCUUACUGAAACUUCAAAAUUUCUCUCUUCACUUGCUGGCUAAUCAUAUGAGACUAAUUUUUCAUGAAAAGUGGGUGAAUCAUGUCAUGUGCCCAAAUAUGGCUCCUUGGUUUUCAUGGGAAAGCACUGCAAGUUCUGGUGGUGAAGGAGGCCCUUCUCCUGAAUGGAUAAGACUCUUUUGGAAAAAUGUCACUGGCUCAUUGGAAGACCUCUCGCUUUUUGCUGACUGGCCUCUUAUUCCUGCUUUUCUUGGUAGGCGAGUCUUAUGUCGUGUAAAGGAACGCCAUCUGGUUUUCAUUCCACCCUCCAUUACUGAUCCAGACUCUGUUGGUGCUGCCACUGAAAUGGGCACAUCAGAAGGUGAUCUGGCUGAAUUAUCUUCUGAAUCUGAGUCCAUCCACCCCUUUAUUUUAGGUUUUGAAGUUGCCAAAAAUAGAUACCCUUGGUUGUUAUUAUUGUUGAACCAGUGCAACAUUCCUAUAUUUGAUGCCACUUUCAUGGAUUGUGCUGCUCCAUGUAAUUGUUUACCAGCCCCUGGGCAAUCACUAGGGCAAGUUAUUGUGUCCAAACUGGCUGCAACUAAACAUGCUGGAUACUUCCCUGAACUCACUUCAUUUUCAGCUGCCGACUGUGAUGAACUACUCAUCCUUUUGGCUUCCGAUUUUUCUUCAAAUGAAUCAGGAUAUGUGAGAGAAGAACUAGAAGUGUUAUGUGAUCUGCCUAUAUUUAGAACAGUUAUCGGAUCUUAUACCAGACUGCAAACUGGAGAUCAGUGCUUGAUCUCUUCAAAUUCAUUCCUCAAGCCAAACGAUGAGCAUUGCCUUUCUUAUUCUACGGAUUCCAUGGAGAGUUUACUACUCCAAGCCCUUGGGGUCCCUGUUUUGCAUGAUCAACAGAUUUUUAUUAGGUUUGGCUUACCUGGCUUUGAAGGGAAACCUCAGUCUGAGCAAGAGGAUAUUUUGAUAUAUCUGUAUACAAAUUGGGAUGAGCUUCAACUGGAUUCUUCUGUUGUUGAAGCCUUGAGGGAGACCAAGUUUGUAAGAAAUGCUGAAGAAUCUUCUGAAGUGCUAUCUAAGCCCAAGGAUCUGUUCGAUCCUGAUGAUGUUCUAUUGACAUCUGCUUUCUCUGGUGAGACAAAGAAAUUUCCUGGAGAAAGAUUUGGUACAGAUGGAUGGUUGCGUAUACUACGGAAAACAGGCCUCCGAACUGCUUCCGAAGCAGAUGUGAUACUAGAAUGUGCCAGGAGAGUGGAAUCCCUUGGAUGUGAAUUUUUGAAAUCUAGAGGUGUUACUGAUGAUUUUGAGACAGACUUAUCAAGCUCUCAGGAUGAAGUUCUUCUGGAGAUAUGGUUGUUGGCUGAAUCUGUUGUGAAAGCUAUAUUCUCAAAUUUUGCAGUCUUUUAUAGCAGUAACUUCUGUGAUAUCCUGGGCAAAAUUGCAUGCAUACCUGCUGAAAAGGGGUUUCCAGAUGUAGGCGGCAAGAAAGGUGGGAAGAGAGUGCUAUGUUCAUAUAGUGAGGCCAUUUUAUUGAAGGAUUGGCCGCUAGCUUGGAGUUGCGCUCCCAUUCUCUCUAGACAGACUGUUGUACCGCCUGAGUACUCUUGGGGAGCACUGCAUCUAAGGAGCCCUCCAGUGUUCUCUACUGUUUUGAAACACUUGCAGGCAAUUGGGAGAAACAAUGGUGAAGACACUCUCGCUCACUGGCCAAAUACAUCUGGCUUAAUGACUAUUGAAGAAGCUUCUUUGUUGGUCUUAAAGUAUCUAGACAAGGUCUGGGGUUCUCUCUCUUCUUCAGAUAUAAAAGAGUUGCAGAGAGUUGCAUUCAUGCCUGCUGCAAAUGGGACACGCCUGGUUACAGCAAGCUCUCUUUUUGCACGUCUGACAAUAAACCUCUCCCCAUUUGCAUUUGAACUCCCCAGUCAGUAUCUCCCUUUUGUUAAGAUUCUUAAAGAGAUUGGGCUUCAAGACAUGCUAUCUGUUGCUUGUGCAAAGGAUCUUCUCUCAGAUCUUCAGAGAGCUUGUGGGUAUCAGCGUCUAAAUCCAAAUGAACUCCGUGCUGUGAUGGAAAUUCUUCAUUUUGUCUGUGAUAAAACCAUUGAGGUAUCAGAUAGGUCCAAUUGGGUAUCAGAAGCAAUUGUCCCAGAUGAUGGGUGUAGACUUGUUUAUGCAAAAUUGUGUGUAUAUGUUGAUUCUUAUGGGUCCCAUUAUAUCAAAUAUAUUGACACUUCUAGGCUAAGGUUAGUUAACCCAGACCUUCCUGAGAGAAUAUGUAAAAUUCUGGGGAUCAAGAAGCUAUCUGAUGUGGUUGUAGAGGAAUUAGAUCAUGGGCAGAAGCUAGAGACUUUGGAGCAGAUCGGCUCAGUUCUGCUUACGUCCAUCAGAAAAAGGUUGUUGAGCAAGUCGUUUCAGGCUGCAGUAUGGGAUGUUGUCAACAGUAUGAACAGUGAAAUUGCAGACUUUGAUGGUCUAGAUUUGGACAAGAUGCAGACCUCACUCAUGUUUGUUUCAGAGAAAUUGCAGUUUGUUCAGCGCCUUCACACGCGUUUUAUGCUUUUUCCCAAGUCUUUAGACAUUACCCGUGUAGCAAAGGAAUUGAUCUGUCCAGAGUGGGAUGAUGGAUCCCAACAUCGAAGACUUUACUUUGUUGACCGUCUGAAUACCUGUAUGUUGCUUGCUGAACCACCAAGUUAUAUAUCCGUUCUAGAUGUUCUUGCAAUUGUUGUAAGCCAGGUUUUAGGGUCACCAGUUCCACUACCUAUUGGAUCUCUGUUUAUAUGUCCUGAAGGCUUUGAGACUGCUAUUGUUAACUUCUUGAGACUUCAUUCUGAAAAGGGUGUAGCUGAGGGCACAGGUCGAAAAAAUGAGUUCCUUGGAAAGGUAAUACUGCCGCAAGACGCUAUUCAAGUACAACUUCAUCCAUUGAGACCAUUUUAUUCAGGGGAAGUUGUUGCUUGGCGGUCUCAAAAUGGAGAGAAACUGAAAUAUGGUACAGUUGUGGAGGAUGCGAGACCAUCAGCUGGGCAAGCACUUUACAGAUUCAAGGUGGAAAUUGCCCCAGGAGUGAUUGAACCUCUUCUUUCUUCACAAGUUUUCUCAUUCAAAGGUGUAUCAAUUGGCAAUGAUACUUCCUCAUCAACAAUGCUGGAAGACAACCACACUGUUUCAGAAAGCAGGAUGCUGGCUGAGAAGCCAGAAGGUUCUGGAAGAAGUAAAUCAAAAGAUGUUCAGUCAAAUACGGAGCACCAGUAUGGCCAAGUUUCAGCUGCAGAGCUGGUGCAAGCAGUUCAUGAAAUGCUUUCUGCUGCUGGGAUAAAUAUGGAUGUGGAGAAGCAGUCUCUAUUGCAAACGACAUUAUCCCUUCAAGAACAACUGAAGGUGUCCCAGGCAGCAUUGUUGCUUGAGCAGGAGAAAUCUGACGCGGCCGCUAGAGAAGCAGAGACAGCUAAAGCAGCAUGGCUGUGCCGGGUCUGCUUGAGCAAUGAAGUCGAUAACACCAUGGUUCCAUGCGGUCAUGUACUCUGUCGGAGGUGUUCAUCUGCUGUUUCCAGGUGUCCAUUCUGUCGUCUACAAGUCUCAAAAACUCUCAGAAUAUUUCGGCCUUGAUUGGUUCGGCUUCUUCACAUCUAUCAGCUAAUUCAGGUUUGCUUCAUGAUCCUUUUUUAUGCCCAAGUGUAUAUACAUCCGAUUGUUAGUGUGAUUGGGUGAAAAGAUUAGUGGACCGAACCAAAAUAUUAUAAAUGCUCUCUUUACCAUUGAAGAGAGGGUGCCUUAUUUUUAUUUGGGGGGGCUCAUGUAUAAUGGAUAACAUAAGAUUUUUUAUUUUAUUUUUUGUACAGAACAGUCUUUAGUGUGUAAUCUUGUACAGUGGAUAUUUAUGAGAUGUAACGGCCUCACCCAGUAGAGAAAUUUUUUAGAGUUUCAUAUUUUACUCAGUU